Molecule: messenger RNA, 3319 nt
Organism: Paramecium sonneborni
Lineage: Eukaryota; Ciliophora; Oligohymenophorea; Peniculida; Parameciidae
Source: the annotation of a GenBank genome assembly
AUGGAGUUCUAAAUAAAAAAGUUAACUACUGUAGUAAAUUAGAUAUCUACAAAAUUGGAGUAAUUUAAGAAUAUCUAGAAUUUUGAUUACAAACAAUUUUCAGAUGUAAUAAAAGGAUAUUAAAUAUAUUAUAGCUUUCAUUAGAGCUGAAUUAAAUAAAUGCUGAAACUUCAUUGUUGAUUCAAUAAGCAAUAAAUAUUGAUGUUAGUUAAUUGAUAGAAAAAACAUUUAAUUGUAUACAAAACCUACUGAUGUAAUAUUUGACAAGCAAAGAAUAAUUGAAUUAACAAAAAAAGAAUAAUUAGAAUUCACCAAUUUAAUUGAUAGAUCAUUGCACAUAAUGUAUGAAUUUAUAAUAGAAUUGUUUGGGUGGUGUAUCAAUUUCUUAAUAAGGGAAUCCAAAUAUAAAAAUAAAAAAUGCUUCAUAAGUUCCUUGGUAUGAAGCAUAAUAACAAAAUUAAUCAUAAUAAAAAAGAUUUAUUGAAAAGUACACAUGCACAACAGAAGAUUAUUAUUAAAAUUGCACAAACAUAUUAUCUGGAUCAUAUGAUCGAUAAAUGGAAUUUGAAAGCAUGAUUUAAUUUGCAAAUGAAUCUAUAGCAAUAAUGGGUGAAGCUUUAUCAAAUCGAGUAUUACAAUAAUUUAAAGAAAAAGGUAAACCUGAAGAAUUAAAUAAACUAAUACAUGCUAUUAAAUUUAAAAAGGAAGACAUAGAUUAAAUAUUAAAGAGUGUGGAUUUGAGUUUAUUGAAGGAUAAUAUAGAUAAUUAUGAAAAGGUAGAAGAAUAAUUAAGACAACAUAUAAUUUAAGUUUAGAAGUAAACAGCUGAAAGGGUUUUUAUAUAUUGUAAGACAUUAUUUAAAGAAAAAUUUAAAAUGGGAAAAUUUUAGACAAAAGAUCAUUUCAUAAGAUAAACUACUCUUGUAAAGUAAGAUGAUUGUCGUUGUUAGAUUUACGUUGGAGAGAUUGUUUCAUUAUAAAAUAAAACAGAACAGUAAAUUUCAUUAUUAAAUAAAUAAACAUCUGAUUUGAAAGAUAAAGAUAGAAUUAUUUAGGGUUUAGAAUUAUAAAUCAAACUUUUUGAGAAUUAAAUCAAAUAGCAUUUAUAAGAUAAAUAAGAAUUAAAAUAAAAGAUUGAAUAAUAAUCUAAUUUAUAGAGAAGAAGUACUGUUUUUUAAAGAUAAUCAAGUUUUAUGGUUAAUUAUUCAUAAAAUGAAGAUCCUUAAGAUAUGUAAAUAUCAAAUCCUAAUUUAAAAAUAAUAAAAGAGGAAAGAUAAUCUUAGACAAGGAUAUUGAAGGCUCCUUCAUUAUAACCUUUUGUUUUAUAAAAUUAGAUUCAAUCAGAAAAUCUUAAUACUGAAUAAAUGAAUGAUUUAAUUAAAAAAGAUAAAAUGUUAGAAAGAUUAAUUGUAUUAACAAAUGCUUUAGAUAAAACUAAUAAGGAUAGAAGAUUAUCAUAAUUAUAAUAUGUAGUAGAAUAAAAAGGAGAUAGAUAACUUUUAGAUAUGUUAGAUUUAAUUAAAGAUAUUGAAGAUAAUGAUUUAUUAAUUAAAGAAACUAGAUCAUUUGGUAAUAUAUAAUCAGAUAAUGAUGAGUUAAGAUCACCUAUGAAUAUUUCUAAACAUUUUCAUUCUUAAUAAUUGAUAGAUUAAGUUGAUUAAAUUUAAAAAUAAAAAUUUUUAUCCACAAAAGAUUUAAAUUCUCCAAAAGUCUUAUACUUAGAAUAAAUUAAAGAAAUUGAUGAAAAUAAACAUAUUUUACUUGUUCCAAUUGAAUAAUCAGCUACUCAAGGAAAAUUGUCUAAAAAUACUAGUUAAAGUAGUUGUAAUGAUAGUAAUCAAGGAAUAGAAGAAAUUUCACCUUAAAAUAAAAAAUAAUAAAGAUUUAGAAGAACUUCUUCAAAUGUCUAAUAAAUAAUAGAAACUAAAAAUAAUAAAUUAUCUAAAAGAACUAAUUCAAUUAAAUUAAAAUCAAAAAGAAAAGUUUCAAAUUAAAAUAAUUCAAAUGAGGCAGUCUCAAAUGUUUUAUUAACAUCUAAUUAACCUAUAUUGAAUUCUGGUACAUUAACGGAUAGAUUACCAGUUAGAUCAAUAUCUUAAUAAUAAUAAGAAUAAUAUAAGUAUGAUAAAAUGAAUGAAAAUGAAUUGAUUUCUAACAAAAUUGCUAUGCAUAAUACUAGUCUUCAUGAUAAACCUUUUAUUAAUCUUUUUUAAUAAAAUCAUGGUGUCUAAUAUUAUACACCAAAUAAUUCAUCUAGGUUAAUUAAAAUUAAGAACCAAAAUUAAGAUAAAAUAGAAAAUACUAAUAAUAAUAAUAAUAUAAUUAAUAAAUAAAUAAAUAAUCAUAAACCAAAUUUAGAAAUUAAUAAUCAUAUACAAUUAAAAUAAGAGUAAUAAAUUAUUAUUUCACUUUAAUAAUCAACCAAAUUUCAAUAGUAAUUAAGUUAAUAACAAUUUUUGCUACAUGAUGAUCAAGAAAGAACAAUGAAAAAGCAAUUACAAACAGAUAAAAAUUAGUAUUAGUAAUUUUAAUAUGUUCAAGAAAAUUAAAUAAAACCUGAUAACGUAAUCUCUUCAAUUAAUAUCAUUUCAGAAGUUAAAAAAUAAUAGAACUAAUAAAAUUAAAGAUCUAAACUUAAAAAUUUAGAAACUGAUAAAAGUGAUAAAAAUUCUAUUUCCCCCAAAAAAUUGAAUCCUUAAAAUAACAAUAGUAAACCUACUGAUAAUUUAUAAAAAUGGACUGGGGUUGAAUCAGCAAAAUUCAUUACUCACAUUGAUUCAAGCAUUAAAACUGAAAAUUUUAAUUAUAGACCACAGACUACAGUAGAUAAUAUUUAAUUAAGAGAUAAUAUUAACAAAUAAAAAGAGGAAUAUGAAAAAAAAUAAAAAGAAGAAAGAAUAAUGUUUGAUUAAGGGCUAUUUGAUUUACCAGAAUAAUAAGAAGAACUUCUCAUAAGAAAUGCUACCAAUAAUAUUUAAGGUAGUUUAAUAUCUGAAGAAUUAAAUGAUAAUAUUAUGAGGCAUAUGUAUAAAAAUUUGAAUCAAAAUUAAACUUAAAUAACAUAGACAAUAAACAAAUUUUAUUAAAGGUCUGAAGAAUAAAAUUUAGAUUAUGCUGAAUUUUAAAAUUUUAUAAACAAAUUCUAAAAUUUACAUAAACGAUGCGGUAAAGAUUGUAUCCAUGUCACAAGGUAAUUAUUUAAAUAUAUUGUAGAUUUUACAUGAGACUAGGGUUUAUACCUUUGAGAUAUUUAAACAAGCGAAAAGCGAUUAAAUUAGCCAAACCAGUAGUGCUUCCAGGAUUUUAGAAAUUAUCUUGA